Messenger RNA from Passer domesticus (house sparrow), 2692 nucleotides. Its product is annotated as carboxypeptidase N subunit 2-like. Gene Ontology annotation, biological process: long-term memory. Gene Ontology annotation, cellular component: plasma membrane. The record is from RefSeq and is a predicted model, not a curated record. Lineage: Eukaryota; Metazoa; Chordata; Aves; Passeriformes; Passeridae. The transcript has 2 exons. Gene Ontology annotation, molecular function: protein binding. The coding region runs from base 286 to 1788 and encodes 500 amino acids.
GUUGUUGCCGAUAAGCAGCGAGGGGCAGCUCCGCCCCAGCAGGAACAGCUUGUCCCUGGCUUCGGCUGGCUUCCCAUCUGCCCCAGAAAACACCGUCCCAUCCCAGCAAGCAGCAUCCCUGCAAAUCUGCCGCAGGUUCGGCCACCGUCCCUGUGAUGCCACACUUGGCUGCUGAUCUACGUGCUGCUGGGGCUGGGGUCCCUGCUGGUGGGGGCACUGUCCCCAUCCUGCCCCCCUGCCUGCCAGUGCUAUGACACCUCCAAAGUCUUCUGCUCAAACGAAAAGAUGCGGGAGAUCCCGGAGGGCCUGCCAGGAAGUGCCACCCACCUCUUCUUCGUGGAGACAGCCCUGAGCAGCAUCCGCAGCGGGGACUUGGGCUCCAGCACCACGCUCACCAAGCUGGUCUUCAUCAAUAACAACAUCCAGCAGCUGGAGACUGGUGCCUUUCAGGGGCUGCCCAGCCUCACUGAGCUGGAGGUGUCAGGCAACCCCUUGUCAUCCGUCAGCCUCGGGAUGCUGGCAGGGUUGACCAGCCUCAGCAAGCUCUCCCUCAGUGCCAACACCAUCCGCACCCUGCAGCCGGGGCUCUUCACUGGCUCUUGCCGCCUGCAGGAUCUGAGCUUGUCAGGGAACAAGAUUGAGGCACUGCCCCCUGGCAUCUUCCGCCCACUCCGGCGGCUCCGGGCCCUGGACCUGUCUCAGAAUGCUCUGGCUGAGCUGCCGGAUGGGCUGCUGGCCCCACUUGUCGCCCUUCGUGUCCUCAAGCUCAGUGACAACCUGCUGGCACGGGUGCGUCCUGGUGCUUUCAGGGCACUUGGCCAGCUGACUGAGCUCCACCUGGAUGGCAACCGGCUGGAGGAGCUGCCCUCCGGCAUCUUCUCCAGGCUGGGGGCGCUGCGGCGGCUGCAGCUGCAGCACAACGCCCUGGGCAGCCUGGCCCCCGACAUCUUCACGGGCCUCCUCAACCUCACUGUCCUCAGCCUGGAGGGCAACAACCUGGCCACCGUGCCUGCCAUGCUGUUCACUGGCACCCCUGGCCUCCUCCACCUCUCGCUGGCUCGCAACCAGCUGGAGACACUGCCCCAGGAGCUCUUUGCUAACCUGUCAGUGCUGGAAACCCUGGAGCUCUCACACAACGCCAUAGAUCACCUGCCCACUGGGGCUUUCCAGGGGCUGGCAGGGCUGACAGAGCUCCAGCUGAGCCACAACAACCUCUCCAGGCUGCCGGCGCGGCUGCUGGCUGGGCUGCCCCUCCUCACCGCCCUGGCGCUGGACCACAACCGCCUGGCCCGCCUGCCCCCGGGGCUCUUCGAUGCCAACGAAGAACUGGUGCGUGUGGGGCUGGCCGGCAACCCCUGGGUCUGUGACUGCCACCUCUCCUACCUCCUGCGCUGGCUCCAGAGCUUUGCCGAGCCCCUCAUCCACGGCCAAGCCUUCUGUGCCGAUCCAGCCGCUCUCCGGGGCCAGUCCCUGCUGGAGGUCUCCGGCGGGCAGCUGGAGUGCCCAGGCGCACACGGUGUCCCCUCAGAGGAAGGCUGGCACACGGAUGCUCCGGGGCACUGCACCUACACCGACCCCGAGGGCACGGUAAGCGUGGCCUGCAAUGCCACGAGGUGCCAGCAGCUCAGCCUUCGCCUGCCUGCGCCCGGGCAGGAGCAGGGCCUGGGGCCGGCCUACCGCGGGGCCUGGCUGCUGCGCUCCCGCUGCGGCACGCUGCACGUCAGCCUCCUUGUCACAGCACAGAGCGGCAGCCAGCCCACACCGCCAGCUCUGCCCGCGCUGCCCUAAGCCUUGGGCAGGCGUUUGCUUCUGCUCCGGCAACCUCUGAACCAGCCUGGGAAACAAACAGCUCUGCGUCUCGCUCCGCCACCGCUGCCGUGGUCCCCAGCUGUCCUCGAGCUCUCCGCAGCAGCUGGCCCGGUGCUACUUAUCCUCUCAGCUAUGUGUUUCCUGUGUAUUGCAAAUAUAAUUAAAAUUUAUCUAUUAUUUCUGUGCUGCUAGUUCCCAUGGCAGAGAGAGGAAUCAUUCUGUCUGUGUGCCUGGGAGUGAAGUGAAGGUCGAUGUGGCACACUGGGAUCUUGUCAGGAGCUGUGCAUGGUGGGCACAGUGCAGCUGCCUGGUGGUGAGCAGGUGCCACUGUGGCAUCCUCAUAGUGUGCUCGUGUCUGCCCGCUGCAGCCACCUUCCCUUGGCACUGCAGAGGGAAGAGAGGCCCAGCUGCAGCCUGGCAAAACCUGAGGACACGGAUUUGUGUUGUCCAAGGGAGGUGGGUGAGGGUGAGUGCUGCUGAUUGCCCAGCAAGGGGCACGAGCUGCCUGGCUGCAGGGUGAGCUCCAGCCCAGGUGUGCACAACCAGGUCCCACCCCUACCCUGUCAGGGCUUGGUCUGCAGCCCUGCAGCCUGAAAAUGGAAAGUGGCAAGCUUCAUGUAAAUGAGAGGAAGAACUUCACUGUGAGGGUGAGUGGCACAAGUUGCCCAGUGAGGUUGUAGAGUCUCCUUCUCUGAAUAUAUUAAAAAGACAAGUGAACAGAGCCAUGGGUACCCAAGGAACCCUACUUCAGUGGGGAAGUUGGACCAGAUGUCUUCCACUGGUCCCUUCCAACCUCUCCCAUCCCGGGAUUCUGAUUCUGUGGCCUGUGGAGACAAGGCACAAAGUCCCAGCAGUGCUGCCCACGCAGGGGUGACAGGUAAGG